This is a messenger RNA of Oldenlandia corymbosa var. corymbosa, 2095 nucleotides long. The record is from the annotation of a GenBank genome assembly. NCBI's taxonomy places the organism in Eukaryota, Viridiplantae, Streptophyta, Magnoliopsida, Gentianales, Rubiaceae.
AAUAAAACAACUAUAAUAUAGUUUCACUUAGUUCCCUUCGUUUAUGUUCAGAAAAUUGUGAGAGUCAAAGAGCCAAAACGGGUAUAUAUUUUCGGUAGUAGAGAACGAAGAAUGUGUAGCGUGAAAGCGGGUAAAUUGGAAUCAAUCAAGAAUCUGAAAUGGUAAAGCGUCCGCGUUCAGAGCUGGAACCUAUUCAUCAAGAAACCCUUUUUAAGAUUUAAUUGUGGAAAUGAAAGAUUUCUAUCCAAAUAGAUAUAAAACCUCUCUCUCCAUUCUCCCAAUUUUGCCACUUUUCUCUUCUCCUUAUUUGACAGCAAAACACGCGCAUUAAAACCUCUCUUCCUUGUUGGCACCGUCGCCAUUAAAGCUUUCUCAAUUAUCAUCAAAAACCUGAACUGUCUUUGUCCCAUUUUCCCAUCUGAUCUCAUCCUAUAUAUCCUCCAUUAUCGGCAUUACGAAUUUGCCGCACAAACCCAAUUCUCAGUUCUUUAUCCCAUCAUUCAUUGAAGAAAGAAACAGAGAAACGGUGAUGGGUUUUGGGAGAGAAAAGAAAUCAUCAUCAGCGCUUGAUGAAUUGAUAGAGAAAGCGGGAGGUUGUGCAGUGGUGGAUGGCGGUUUAGGAACUCAACUGGAGAUGCAUGGUGCCAGUUUCAAUGACCCUCUUUGGAGUGCUCUUUGCCUCAUCAAACAACCUGACCUUAUUAAAACGGUAUCAUGUGCUCUGCCCUUCCUUCCCCUGCCCUGCCUUACAGAUGUUCUAGUUUUUGCUUAACUGAAAUUGAUCCACUGGAGAUAAAUUUUUUAAGGCUAAUUUGGGUGUUAUUUUGUUGUUGUUGUUGUUGAGUGCAGGUGCAUUUAGAGUAUUUGGAAGCUGGUGCGGAUAUAUUGGUCACUUCAUCUUAUCAGGUUCUUACUUUUUGUCCUGCAGUUUGAGAGAGAUGGUGUUCAAUCUGAUAAGAUUUGUUGAUACUAAUGUAUAAUGCUGUUACAUGGAGUGAUUUUUUUUUUUUUUUUUUAACUUUUAUAUCAAUCCAGGCUACCAUUCCAGGAUUUUUGGAAAGAGGUCUUUCGAUUGAAGAAGCAGAAAAUCUGUUAAGGAGAAGUGUCAAAUUGGCUGUUGAAGCCAGGGAUGAGUUUUGGAAUGACAUUCAGAGGAACCCUCUGCAUAACCGAAACAGGGCUUUAGUGGCAGCAUCCAUUGGAAGCUAUGGUGCAUAUCUUGCUGAUGGUUCAGAGUACAGUGGGAACUAUGGACCCAAAAUCAAUUUGGAGAAACUGAAGGAUUUCCAUAGAAGAAGAUUGCAAGUUCUAGUGGAAGCAGGAGCUGAUUUGCUCGCUUUUGAGACAAUACCAAACAAAUUAGAAGCUCAGGCCUGUGCUGAACUUCUGGAUGAAGAGAAUGUGCAGAUUCCAUCAUGGAUAUGUUUUAGUUCCUUAGAUGGCAAGAAUGCCCCAUCAGGAGAGAGCUUCAAAGAAUGUCUGGAUGUGUUAAACAAAAGUAAAAGGGUUGCAGCAGUGGGUAUUAAUUGUGCACCACCCCAUUUUGUUCUUGAUCUCAUUAAGAACUUCAAAGAGUUAACUGUCAAAGCAAUAGUUGUCUAUCCUAACAGUGGUAGAUUAUGGGAUGGUAUAGCUAAAAGAUGGCUGCAGCCAUCAAAAUGUUUUGAUGAUGAAAAAUUUGAGUUAUCUGCAACAAGAUGGCGCGAUGCAGGAGCAAAACUCAUUGGUGGUUGUUGUCAAACAACACCAGACACCAUUCGAGCGAUUUCGAAAGUUUUGAAACUAAAGUUUUGAAAGACACCUCAAAAGUUGGAGUAAAAAACACAUUCUUGAAUCUUUUUGUUGGGGGAGGAUAGGGCAUUCCCCUCAUAUUAGCAGUGAUUUUUUAUAUUAUUAUUAUUAUCAUCAUUUUGGUGCAGUAUUUUACCAUCAUUAUAUUUUUACAUUAUUCAUUUAUUAGUUCAGUUGAAAUGGAGCUGAGAAAAAGAGAGACAGGGAGCUUUAGGUUAACUUUAGGAACUUUUGUACACAUCAAGGUCCUCUGAAAAAAAAUUGGCAGCAUAACACCAUCAAUGAAAGGAUUUUAUUACUAUCA